Molecule: messenger RNA, 2484 nt
Organism: Xiphophorus couchianus (Monterrey platyfish)
Lineage: Eukaryota; Metazoa; Chordata; Actinopteri; Cyprinodontiformes; Poeciliidae
Gene: klhl11
Product: kelch-like family member 11
Exons: 2
Coding region: 291-2417 (708 amino acids)
Molecular function (GO): protein binding
Source: RefSeq, a predicted model, not a curated record
GAGCGCAGCAACAACACGCAUGCGCAAAACCGGUGUAUCCAGAAAGGUAAACUUCGCUGAAUUUAGGACGUGUUGAAGCGUUUGCUAACUCCAGGAAAUGGACAAUGACUUGAAUUUUACUGUAUUCGCGGAAGGUACGUUAGUCUCUUAUGUAAGCAAAGCUUGAAUCUGUGAGGUUGCCGUCGACUUUCUGGGGGUGAUAUCCUGUAUUUGGAAUAUUCUUGAAGACGGAAGUGAGGGGUUGUUGUUGUUAUUCCUCAAUCAAGCCUCUGAUUGAACCCGACGCGUGCAUGACAGUUUCUGAAUGCCUGCUGACCUGUUUUAUGCACACCUAUGAUUUCCUGCCGAAGAUAGCCAAGAGUUUCCACCUUUCCUUGAGGUUUUGCGUCGGGAUGGCAGCGGCGGCGGAGGAGGGCGGCGGAGGCGGAGGCUCCGCGCCGCUGUCCGCAGGUGAUGGUGAACCUGAGGAGGCCGAGGUGUUCACCUGCCCGACCUACUGCUCGGAGCUCUCCCGCCGGCAGAACGAGCAGAGGAAGGCGGGGUUGUUCUGCGACCUGACCCUGGUGUUCAGCUCCAGGGGCGCGUCUGGCGUGGAGAGGGUCCUGACCUUACCUGCCCACCGCACGGUCCUCUCUGCGGCCUCGCAGUAUUUCGAGCUGCUGCUGGGCGGACAGUUCUCGGAGUCCCAGACCGGGAGAGUGGAGCUGAGGGAGUGGAGCUCCGCGGCGGGGCCCGACCCGGAGACUGUGGAGGCGGUCAUACACUUCAUGUACACGGGAGAGGUCCGGGUGACCAACGCUAAUGUUCACGACGUGCUGGAACUAGCCGACAGGUUCUUAUUGGGUCAGCUGAAGAGCUUCUGUGCAAAGUUUCUGGUGAAGAAGUUGAAUCUUUCCAACUGCGUAGCUGUGCACAGCCUGGCCCACAUGUACAGCCUGAACCAGCUGGCUCUGGAAGCUGCCGAGAUGAUCAGAAGAAACUUCCAGAAAGUCAUUUACAACGACGAGUUCUACACUCUUCCUUUUCAUCUGGUGCGAGACUGGAUGUUGGACUCGGAAAUCACCGUGGACUCAGAGCAGCAGCUGUUUGAAGCGAUCGUGAAAUGGGUCCACCAAAACCCGGAGGAACGGGUGCGGUUUUUUGAAGAGCUGUUCAAGCUGGUGAGGCUGAAGCAGAUUCCUCCAACCGACUUAAUGCGUGUGGUUAGAAAGGAGCCCUUAGUGGCUAACAAGACAGAGUGCCAGCAGCUGGUGGUGGACGCUCUGGAGUUUCACGCAGUUUGCUCGGAGGGCCUCAAGUCGGCUAACUUGGAUCAGAGUACCUCCUACAUGGCGGCUAUUCAUCCACGCCUUGGCCAGAACAUGGACGUGAUUAUGGUGGUAGGUGGAGUCUCAGAAGGCGGAGAGUAUCUCAGCGAAUGCGUUGGCUACUUUGUCGCUGAGGAUCGUUGGAUCAACCUGCCGCACAUUCACAACCACCUGGACGGCCACGCCAUCGCGGUCACCGAGGGCCACAUCUAUGUGGCGGGCUCCAUGGAGCCUGGCUUUGCCAAGAUGGUGGAGCGUUACAACACCAGCCUCAAUACUUGGGAGGAUGUCAGCAGCUUGUCCACGCGGAAGCACUCAUUCGGCCUAACGGGCGUCAAGGAUGUCCUCUAUGGUAUUGGGGGUCACGGUAACUUCAGCCCAGGCUUUAAGGAUGUCACCGUUUAUAAACCGGAGCAGGAUGAGUGGAUCAGCCUUGAGCCAGCGCCGAAGAUCGUACGAGACGUAAAAACAGUGACAGUAGAGGAUCGAUAUGUGUAUGUAAUGGCCAGGACGCCUGAAGAUAUCGACCAUGAUGAUGGACUGAGCACCGUGACCAUGUGCUACGACACAGAGAGUCACAGGUGGCAGGACGUUCACUCAUUACCUCUGAUUGAUAACUACUGCAGCUUCCAAAUGGCCGUCUCAUCCACAACCUUCUACCACACCGCUUCCUGCUGCCCCAAAAGCUACAAGGCAACUUUUGAGGCCGCUCAGCAGAAAGUAAGCAGAAACAUCCCGGAGGAGAUCCUCAGCAGCCUUCCAACAGAAGUGCUUGGGAUGGAAGGAGCCGCCAUCUGCUUCCUUGGUGAGGAUGUCUUCAUCAUCGGAGGCUGGAGAAACAGCAGCAGCUUGGACAAGCAGUACCGCAAGGAGACGUACCGCUACUGCGCCGACAAAAAGCGCUGGACGCUUCUGCCGCCCCUGCCUCAGCCGCGCUGCCGAGCGGCGGCCUGCCACGUCCGCAUCCCGUACAGAUACUUGCGCGGCUGCCAGCGCUACCCAAUGCCGCAGAACCUGGCGCGCCAACGAGACCGCAUGCAGCAAAUGCAGCAGAUGCACCGACUCACUCUCACCAGGCGGAGACAGAUGCACUCUCAGAUCGAAUGCUAAAUUAGGAUUAAAGAUUGUGCAGUGAAUAAUUAACACUUUAUCUCCAGAUAAAUGAUUCUCACAAUGA